AUACCCAGACUUAUAUAUUUUUUUUUGUUCCAGACAAGAUGGAGGAACGGGAAAGCGCCCCGGACCACGGGGUCCCGGACAUGACCAUGAUGCCGGAGAUCACGGAGCAAGCCAUCAACGACAACCUCAAGACGCGAUACAUACACGACCUCGUUUACACUUACACGGGAUCUAUUCUAGUCGCAGUGAAUCCUUACAAGGAGUUAGGAUGUUACACAACGGAUCACAUGCAGAAUUACAGAGGCAAAGCAUUCGGUACUCUCCCGCCACACGUGUUUGCUCUGGCCGAGUCGGCCUACAGCUCACUACAGAAUGGCGAGAAGAAUCAGUCGGUGGUGAUAUCCGGUGAGAGCGGCGCCGGUAAGACGGAGACCACGAAACUGAUCCUGCAGUACCUGUGCGCGGCAGGCGGACAGGCCUCGUGGGCCGAGCAGCAGAUCCUUGAGGCCAACACUGUCCUCGAAGCCUUCGGCAAUGCAAAAACAGUCCGCAACGACAACUCGUCCCGCUUCGGCAAGUUCGUGGAGGUCCGGCUGGACCACCGCGGCGGCAUCAAGGGCGCCGUCCUCCGGGACUUCCUGCUGGAGAGGGCCAGGAUCACGGGCCCUGCGCCCCGGGAGACCAACUACCAUGUCUUCUACCAGCUCGUCGAAGGUGCCAAGCACAAUAGCGAGCUGCGCACAACACUUCGCCUCCGCGAGGACGUGCAGUUCAAGUAUCUGCGGCCGGAGGAGGGGUCCGCGCAGCGCGGGCGCGGCGCCGAGCAGGGCAAGCUGGAGGCGCUGCAGCUGGCGCUCACCGUGCUGCAGGUGCCGCCGCACAUGUGCGAGGGACUCUUCAAGGUCUUGGCCGCCAUACUGUGGCUCGGGAAUAUACAGUUCCAGGAUAUCGAUGGAGAGCGCUCCACCCUGUCCCCCGAGGACUCAGAAGCAGUGGACGCAGUAGCCAACCUCCUUGGCCUGCCCCUGCCCACGGCGCGGCGCGUACUGUUGGAGCGACAGAUCAACGUGCGCGGAAACGUCACGGAUAUUCCGUUGAGGCUGCCUGAGGCCCGCGAGAACCGGCACGCGAUGGCCCGCGCGCUGUACUCUCGCACAUUCGCGUGGCUGGUGCGCCACGUGAACAGCUGCUCGGCGCCGGUGCGGGCCGCGCGCUCGCUCGGCGUGCUCGACAUCUUCGGCUUCGAGAACUUCGCCACCAACUCGCUCGAACAGCUCUGCAUCAACUACGCCAACGAGAAGCUGCACAUGUUCUUUAAUAAUUAUGUCUUUGCACUCGAACAGGAUAUCUAUCGCCAAGAGGGUAUAGUGUACAACCAGAUCCAGUUCACGGAUAACGCGGCGUGUCUCGAGCUGUUGGAGAAGCCGCCACGCAGCUUGCUCAAGCUGCUCAGCGAACAGUGUCAUAUGCCUAAGGGCUCGGACAGCGCCUACCUGACCAACAUCCAAGGCGAGUUCGGCGAGCACCAGUCCUUCGUCAAGGGCUCCCGUCGCAAGUGGGAGGAGGAGUUCGGCGUCCAGCACUACGCCGGAACGGUCUCGUACAGCGUGCAGGGCUUCGUCGACAAGAACCGGGAUACGCAGCAAGACGCCUUCAUAGACCAUCUGAGCAGAUCGGCCAAUCCGUUUGUGAGGGAGCUGGCGGACUAUGUGCAGGAUCUAGCGCCGCCGGGACAGGACACAUCGCUAUCGAGCCCCAACUCGACGGGCACGACGCAGCGCGGCACGUCCAAGGGCCGGCCCACGGUCGUGGACACCUUCAGGGCGCAACUGCAGUCACUCGUCGAUAUGCUACAGGCUACAGAUGUAUGGUAUGUCCGUUGCAUAAAACCAAACGAGAACAAAGAAGCCGGCAAGUACUCUGAGCACCUAGUCCUAGAACAGCUAAAGUACCUCGGUAUGAACGAGAUCGUCCGCAUCCGGCGCGACGGGUACCCCAUACACCUGCCUGCGCCGCACUUCCAGGCGAGGUACCGCUGUCUGCUGCCGCACCCGAGGCCCAAGAAUCCUGAUAUCAAGGAUAUAACAUCGAUAGUAAACGCGCCACAAGACGACUGGCAGAUUGGACACACGAAGAUAUUUAUGCGUAGCUCUGUUCAUGCGCCGUUGGAAGCAAAACGCACUGCGUUGCUGCAGUCUUCAGCCUUACGCAUACAGAAGUGGUACAAGGGCUCGGUGAAGCGGCGCCAGUACCUGGUGUGGCGCAACGCGGCCGUGGUCCUGCAGGCGGCCUGGCGCGGCUGGAAGGAGCGCGCCGCCUUCCUGCGCCUGCGCAGGGCCGCCAUGACGCUGCAGCGACAUCUGCGGGGGGCCUUCGCCAGGGAGGUGGCCGCCGCGCUGCGCGAGAUGAGGAGGGUCAACCAGGAGAUCAAGCUGCGCGAGGAGAGGAACAGCUUACAAGAGAAGGUAAACCAAGAACGAGCGGAACUGGAGAACAUGGCCGACCAGCUGCGUGGCCUGUCGUGCCCGUCCAGCACCCGGGCGGAGUCUGUGAACCUGGACAACUUGUUCGACUUCCUGGCGGACGUGCCCACACAGCGGGGCGCGCCUGAUGGACAGCCUGACACGCACCAGCCGACCAUAGCGGAGAUAGGGGACUCCAUGGAGAGGCUUGCUGAUGAUCUGCAUCAAGAGUUGGAGCAUGUGCUAGCGGCAGAGAUGAACGAGCUGAGCAAGUCCCACACGGAAGCUCAGCGCAAGCCAGACGGCGCGCCCUCAGAGUCCAUUCCCCCUCCGCCGCCGUCCACGCUGGCCAUCCAGCCGCUGUCCCCGCCCGCGUCCAUGACGUCAUCGUACAUGGCGGUGACGAACGGCGCGUCCCCCAUGAACGGUGACGUGAUGUCGUCCUCGCUGGUGCUGCCGCCGCCGCCGCCGGACGAGCCGCUGUCCGGGGGCUCUGCGGAGUUCCCCCCGCCGCCCGCCUGCACGCUGCCCGAGCCCGCCGGACCCCCGCCGCCGCCGCCCCCUCCGCCAAAUGUUAAAGAUACAACGCCACCGGAGCUUACAAACGGUAUAAUUCCCAACGGCAAGCUAUCUGUGGUGAAGAAUAAGGAGCCGAUAUACGAAGCUGUCAUACCCCGACCCGCGCCAGAACAAAUUAGUGAGCCCCCGCCACCGCUACUGCCGGAGACCAAUGGGUUCAUUCACAAACCGGAGGAGAUAGAACCGGAGCCAUCAGACGCUCCUCUCCCGCCGCUGCCGCCCGCGGACUGCUCGCCGCAGUCCGUGCCCAUGGACACCUGCAUGAGCCCGCCGCCCAUGAUGAAUGGAGACGCUCCGGGUGGAGACCGCACAGCCCGGCGCAAGGAGCGCGUCGAGCGGCGCCUGCACCAGAUCUCGACGCAGGCCACCUCGCUGCCGCCCACCACGCCGCCCGCAGACGGAGUCAGCGACCUUAGCGAGUUCGCUAAACUAUACUUUAACGAUCAUCCACGAUCACCAGAAGGAACAAUUAUGGCAACAUUAACACGCAAGAGCAAAUCUAUGGAGCUGCUAACCAAAGAGGAGAUGAUUACAUACCACAAGGGCAACAACAUACCGACGUCACACAUACAACUGCACGACCCGGACAGUGUGACCGCGGCCGUUAAUAUAUUCAGGGACCUGUGUCGGUACAUGCGCGGUGAACUGACCGCUGACAAGGAGACUCAAGUCAUACAGUCUAUCAUAGGUAAAGGAAUAGAGCGAGAGGAACUCCGAGAUGAAAUAUUUAUAUGUAAUGUCUAGAUAACGGAGUGUCCGGUGGAGGAGUGGGCGGAGCGCGUGUGGCUGGUGCUGUGCCUGUGCGCGGUGGCGUGGCAGCCCAGCCGCGGCCUGGCGCGCUUCUACAGCGCCUGGCUGCGCGCGCGCGCCCGCCCGCCGCCCGCCGACUGCGCCGCGCCCGCCGCGCGCGCCGCGCACUGCGCGCAGUGGUGCCUCGACAACUGCCGCGGCGCCGCGCCCCGCCAGCUGCCGCCCAGCACUGUCGAGAUCGCGGCAAUGCGUCGUCUCGGCACAAUAGUCUGCCGGUUCUUCUUCCUGGACGGCCGCACGAAGGCCAUCGACGUGCAUCCUGCAGACACAGCUGCGGCAGCCGCGGCCCGCCUGGCCGACAAGCUGGGCCUGGCGCCGCACUCGCGCGCCGGCUGGGCCGUGUACCAGCAGCGAGCUGGUUGCGAGGAGCAUGUGCGGGCCACGCACUAUCUGUAUGAUGUGAUUGCCGCCUGGGAGAUGCAACAAGGCCCGGGCGGUGGGUCCGCAGACAACCGCUUCGUGUUCAAGCGUCGCUUAUUCCGCGGCGGACGCGAGCUACCGCACGACCCCGUCGAGGUGGCGCUACUGUACGCCCAGGCUGUUCAUAGCGUCGUCAAGAUGGACGAGUUCCCAGUCUCAGAAAAGGUAGCCCUGCAGCUAGCCGGGCUACAGGCUCAGGUGUCCCUGGGCGAGCCGCCCCCGAGCCCGCCGCCGCCACACACGCGCGCCUACUACGCGCAGCCCGAGCAGUUCCUGCCGCAGAGGAUUGCUAGAGCGAGACCUGCUCAUCAGUGGGCGACGAUCCUAGCGCAAGCCCACCGUCAGUACGGAGCGGGCCGCGCCGAGCUGACUGCCAAGGCGCUGUACCUGUCCUGCGUCAUGCAGUACCCGCUGUACGGGGUCACGCUGUUCCCCGUCACCUACAAGGGAUACUGGGCACAUGGUCCCAACGUUCUCCUGGGCGUGGGUUCAGAAGGCGUGGUCCUAGUGAGGCCGGCAGACAAGGUGGUCCUCGCUGAGUACCCGUACACCAACAUCGCGGCGCUGCUCAUGGACCCCGUCGACAACGGCCUCACCAUCAGCCUCACGCAUCACGGACAGCACGACGGGCACCGCUGCAUCGUGUCGCCGCAGAAGAAUGAGGCGGCGUGGCUGAUGGCGGCGUACAGCAGUGCUGGCAACGGCCUGGCGGACGAGCCCCGCGCCGCCGCCGCGCCCGCCUCCGAGCGCUCCCGCCUCGCCGCCGCGCUGCGCAACGCGAGGCGAGCGCUCGUCGACUCGGCGCUACUCAGGCGACCCACUGAUGCCUCCGCCGGGAACUUCCUGAGGAAUACACUGCGCAGUAUCUCAUCAUCAUUGACAACUUGA
Trichoplusia ni (cabbage looper) is the source of this 5099-nucleotide messenger RNA. Its product is annotated as myosin-I heavy chain-like. Gene Ontology annotation, cellular component: cytoplasm; vesicle; actin cytoskeleton. NCBI's taxonomy places the organism in Eukaryota, Metazoa, Arthropoda, Insecta, Lepidoptera, Noctuidae. Gene Ontology annotation, molecular function: microfilament motor activity; ATP binding; actin filament binding. The record is from RefSeq and is a predicted model, not a curated record. Gene Ontology annotation, biological process: vesicle transport along actin filament; actin filament organization.